Molecule: messenger RNA, 356 nt
Organism: Haplochromis burtoni (Burton's mouthbrooder)
Lineage: Eukaryota; Metazoa; Chordata; Actinopteri; Cichliformes; Cichlidae
Product: cytosolic sulfotransferase 1
Biological process (GO): sulfation
Cellular component (GO): cytoplasm
Molecular function (GO): sulfotransferase activity
Source: RefSeq, a predicted model, not a curated record
GAACACAAACUAAUCCUUUUAAUCACUCAGGUACAGAACAAGCAGAGAAACUUCCCACCACUCCUCGUCUCAUUAAAACACAUCUACCGGUCCAGUUUGUACCACAGUCGUUCUGGGAGCAGCGCUGCAGGAUAAUCUAUGUGGCCCGUAAUGCAAAGGACAAUGUAGUGUCUUAUUUCCACUUUUCACGCAUGAACAGUGCCCUGCCAGAACCAGGAGACUGGAGCACCUAUCUGCAGGAGUUUAUGGAGGGGAAGAGGACUUUUGGGUCGUGGUAUGAUCACGUGAACAGCUGGUGGGAGAAAAAGGAGACUUAUUCAAAUCUUCAUUACAUGUUCUAUGAAGGUUUGAUUGAG